This is a messenger RNA of Pomacea canaliculata, 4699 nucleotides long. Its product is annotated as synaptotagmin-2-like. Bases 499 to 1701 code for a protein of 400 amino acids. The record is from RefSeq and is a predicted model, not a curated record. Gene Ontology annotation, molecular function: calcium-dependent phospholipid binding; phosphatidylserine binding; SNARE binding. Gene Ontology annotation, biological process: calcium-ion regulated exocytosis; regulation of calcium ion-dependent exocytosis; cellular response to calcium ion. Lineage: Eukaryota; Metazoa; Mollusca; Gastropoda; Architaenioglossa; Ampullariidae. The transcript has 8 exons.
GGGCAUGUGUGGUGUAUGUGGUGUACGUGGUGUGUGCGGCACAUGUGUGGUGUGUGUGGUGUGUGCUGCACCAACCACGCGCUGUCGUGGCCACCAUCUCCUUCUCUCCCUCGCUCCCGACGUGCGCAGCUCUCAGCAUAUAUACCAGUGUGUUUGCAAGUCCGUGUCUCAAACAUGAGUGGUGAUCAACUUUGACCAUGCGGUCAGACUGGGACAAGUCUGUGUGACACGCUUGGGUGUUUAUCGCAGUGGAAAGCUGUGUGGAGAGCAGGGAAGAAGAGGACGACAGUAUUGUGAGGCCUGCGUGGGGACACGGUGACUAGCGCGACAUCUGCCUGGCGGGUGAGCUGUCGUUUGUCGUUGACAGUGUCGCUGUACAGUUGAGUCGGACUUUGUUUAUUUUUCUGCAAGCUGUUCAAUCUACACUACUUAUCUUGAAAAUUGUAGACUACUUACAGCCGGAUAUGACGUCACGCGGGAGGCGGACUUGACGGCGUCAUGACCGUGGAGCUGGACCUGUGGGACAAGCUCCUCAUCGUGUCCGUGGCGCUGCUGUUCGUCUUCCUGGUGCUGCUGCUGACUACGUGCAGUGUCAGCCGUCUGUGCUGGCUCAACCAGUUCUGUCCAUGCAGAGAGGAGGAGGAAGAAGACACCAGAAAACUGCCGCCAGCGUACGGGGCCAUCGAGUACGGAUCCGACGUUGAGCUGCAGUCAAUAAAACAGUCAUUGCGACCCCCGGACUCAGGGAGGGGUCACGGGGCCUACCGGCCACAUCUUGGGUCUAUUCGCGAGUCGGAAACAUCUGAUGGCCUAUCUGACCCGGGUCUGUCAGAGAGAAUUGAACUGAAAAAGAAAAGCACCAAGCUAAAGCGACAGUCAUCGAGCUCAAGUGACAGCGCGGGGUCCGUAGCCAGCUCCAUCCCUGUGUACCCACACCAGAACGUCACCUUGAGCUUUGCCCUCACCUUUGACCAGGCCGAGAACAAACUUAGCAUCCGGGUGAAACAGCUGUCUGGUAUUCGUGUAUCGGACCCAGACAGCGUCCUGGCACCCUAUGUAAAGGUUCGCGUGUACCGCACGCCAAAGCAGUUCUUUCCCUUUAUCGGCAAAGCUGGACGCGAGCAACUGCUGAAUAACCUGGACAUGGAGGUGCAGACCAAGAUACAGCGGCGCUCUGAUGAUCCAGUUUUCAAUGAAACCUUCACCGUAAAUUUGGCACAAAAGGAUCUAAGCAGCCUCUCGUUCCUCGUGUGCGAUUUUGACCGUUACCAGCGACACGUGCUGGUGGGUGAAGUGGAUGUGGACCUGACAACCUUGCAGUGGCCACCCGAAAUGGAGCUGGAGUUCUGUGAGCAUCUAAAGCCGCCCAUGGAGGAAAACCUUGGUCAGAUUCACAUCGGCCUCAUGUACCUCCCUACUUCUGAGAAGCUGACCAUCUUCAUCUUAUCAGCACAAGGGCUGAAGGUCGUUGACCCACACAAGCAGCCUGCAGAGUGCUACGUGAAGGUGACGUUGAUGCACGAUGGGCGGCCCAUGAAGAAGAACAAAACCGAGGCCUGUACUAACGAUAUAAACCCGAGUUUUAACGAGUCGUUCACGUACGAUGUGCCGAGCAGUCAGCUGGAGAAGGUAUACUUCAACCUGCCGUGCUGCACGUGGACAAGGCCGGCAAACGUCACGUGGUGGGUCGCCUGUACCUAGGCCUGAACUUUGACCCAGACGCUCGCGAGCAGUGGUUGGAAAUGGCUCGAAGUUCCAGAAAGCAAGUGACAUCUUGGCACCGUCUUCAGAGUUGAUGCUGUUGUCAGGAUGUCCCUCGCUUUCCGAUGUUAUGAAAAAAAAGAAGAACUUGUCGGACUCACUUUUCAAGUGAGCAAGAAGAAUCUUGUUUUGGCACUCUGAGAUGAGACCAAAGCUAUAUUAGAAGAAAACUGUAAAUGCAGCUCCUUGCCCCUAAAUAAAGAAACAGGAAUCGUUUAUCAUAACUAUCAGGGCCAGAUUUACUCCUCUUUUCACAACUAAAUGAUUCUAGAUGGUUCGAUAAAUCAGGAAAUGACCAGCGUUUAUUUUAACCAAAAUGUAAAAAAAAAAAAAUUAGAAAAAAAUUAUAGAAAUUUACAUCAACAUUAGACUAUUUUUGAUGUUAAGAAACAUUUAUAACUGAACAGCAUAUAGACUUUCUUUCGCUUUUUCGCCACUAUUUUGUUUGGAGAUAGUUUAUAAGACUGGUAUGGGAACUGAUAUGAAAUCAGCACUGGCCAUGCAUUUUAGUUCUCGUAUUUUAACGCACAUUUCCCAUGACGAUGUAUCAAACUUUUCAAUGUAGUUGUGAUCUUUUUUUUCAAGGAGGUAUUGAGGUUAACAAUGCAUUAUAACCGGCAACACCCAGCAAAAAGUGUUCACUGCUGCGUUGUGGGGUUUCUUUCUUUCUCUAGUCGAUGAGGUCUGAUGUCUCGGAGAUUUGCUUACAAAGUUGAUGGACAUUUCUCGUAAAUAUCGUAAGUUUGUGUAUGCUGUUGAAAAAGAAAAUUCUCGGCAUUUUUUCUGUUUUGUUGGGGCAAGGGGAAGGGACUUCAUGCUGAAGUUCACAUUCUUGCCUCCUCAGUUCCUCUUUUGAGGGGCCCAUUCUCCCGUGCUUACGCCACUGGUAUGUUAUGUUUGCCCGUUAACGCCAUCAACGACUGUCUCAACCUGGGUAACGACCUUGUUACGGUUGAUGGAGGAGAUGACUCUGUUUGCUGUUCAUUUCCUGCCUCAACUUUCAUGCGAUCCGAUUGGGCAAUGGCUAGCACUUAUUACCACCAAUACAUUGAGGAAUGCUGUCCUCGGUUCAGAUCUCGUCUCGGGCUCAGUGUUCUUCAGACUGAAAGAGUGCAGUCCGAUGUUUUCCUUCUCCAAACUUUGCUCUUUACUCCUUUUCAGUGGUUUAUGCAGAAUUAUCAGUUAUUGUUAAUAUUGUUUGCUUAGACAGUGUGGGCAGUUUAUAGCUUUUCUUCUAUGAAAUUGCUAAAUCGUGUGCCUGAAGAUUACACUGAUUAUCAUUGCAGCUUUUUGUUUUAAUUUAAAAUUAUUUGGUCCGGGUCGUGUUGCAUUUUAAUAAUACCUGAAGAUUUGUAUUUAUUUUUAUGCUGUGUAUAGGCUUGCCAAGGCAAUAUUUGUAGUUUAAGAUAAUUCAAAAUAUCCGUAAACUAACUGAACGAAUUUUAGUUAGGCAGAAAUUUGGAAAGGAAAAGGAACCUAUAAAGAUAAGUGCACUGUGGGGUCGACUUAAAUCUAUAUACUUUAGUGUAGAUGACAUCAACAACACUUAAUUGUUCCUCUGCUAAAAUCAUCUACACAUUCUCAUUUCUUUUUUUAAAAGUCAAAGGUUCACAGAGAGAAGUUCACUGUACAGCGCAUUCUAGCAACGAUGCGUUUGAGAGCACAGUGAUAGUUUUACAGAGAUGCUUUUUGCUUUUGGGGUUUUGUAUAUCGAAUGUUCAUACCUUUUUCUAGUGUAUUAAUCAAUUUUUUAAAUGGAAUGGCUUGAUUUAUAGCUCACUUAUAACUUGUAGUUGAACAUGUAGUUGACGUUUGGUGUCGGUUCAAAGUUCCAGCAACAGUGUGAUACAGUUAAUUGUUGUUUUUGAACUGUUGAGCCGUGAAAUCCCUUUGUGGCUCUUAAAUGGAUUGGGAUACUCUCUUUCGAGAACAGUUGUUGAUUUAUGUGUUUAAUGACACAUUUAAAGGGUCUGAACUUUGUUAUUAUGGGAUGUUGUGGCAAGAGUAUAAAUUUAUUGUUAAUGCUGACAACCUCAAGUUAUUGCGGUGUUUCCUGUUUGCAUUUACUUAAAUAAAGUAUGUAUAAUCUUCUGAUUGUUAAACACAGUUUUUCAAUAUUGUGACUACAAUAAUGCUGUCAGCCUGUGAUUGACUUAGAUGCAGCAGAUUUAUACAGUUUCGUUCAGUGAUACUUUUCCUCAACUAAUUAGUGCGGUAAAUCAUAAACUAUAUUACAUAUAUUGAAAAAAUCACAGUUCCUUUGUAAAUACUGAUGAUAAACGUUGCUAUUAGCGCUUGUGGUUUUUGUGGAUCAUCAUCCUCGUCAUCAUCAUUACUAUCAUCACCAUCAUCAUCAUCAACCUUAUCUGGCAGCAGCCGGACACGAAGCAAAGUGACCCACUCGUGGGUCGUUGGUUUUGUGCUCUUUCUAAGACAUACGAGGCAGUCUCCUUAGUCACUUGAUUUCGAAUGGUUGGAUCCGUCUUCCGUCUCCUGUGAGCGAAGUUCAGGCUUCACAUCCGUACAGCAGGAUGGAGACGAUGAGGGACUUGUACAGCGCCAUCUAUUGGUGGUACAAUAAUUCAGCCAAUAUUUCUAAUCCAGCUAUUCUGUUUAGUACACAAUCUAGACUGUGCAUUGCUGCUAAAUCUGUUAUGAUUAUGCGACAAAUAAUCAUAGCAUAAAAUAAAGAGAAUGAUCAUUGGCUACUUCGAUUGUCAGAAACCCAAUGUUUCGCAUUUUGGAUUGUUAGAGGCGACAUCAUGGGAUUGCCAUUUGUUGUGCUAUUAAAAGUUCAGCUGCGUUACUUUGUCUGUUGAAAUGAUUUAUUUGGAUUCUUUUUUGAGCAACAUCUUGAUGAUGUGAUCUUUAAAAAGUCAUUGUAAAUAAAGGAGACGGGUUAGACAUUUUUAAAAUCAAUAAAGCAUUGGAAAAUGUU